This is a messenger RNA of Pestalotiopsis fici W106-1, 930 nucleotides long. RefSeq lists its product as uncharacterized. Gene Ontology annotation, molecular function: oxidoreductase activity. The record is from RefSeq and is a predicted model, not a curated record. The transcript has a single exon. Bases 1 to 930 code for a protein of 309 amino acids. Lineage: Eukaryota; Fungi; Ascomycota; Sordariomycetes; Amphisphaeriales; Sporocadaceae.
AUGAUGCAGGUCGCCCAGGUCACAGCUUGGACGGAAAAGCCCCGCUGCGCAACGGUGCCCAAGCCGCCGGCUCCCCAAGACUCGGAAAUCCAGCUCCGUGUCUUGGCUGCCGGUGCCCAUCAAGUCGUGCGCUCUCGUGCCGCCGGACGUCACUAUUCAGCAAAGACCCUCCCUCACCUGCCCGGCGUCGAUGGAGUCGGUCGCGAUGAGUCCACUGGCUCCAUCUACUACUUCAUGCACAUCAGUGACCACUUUGGCACCUUUGCCGAGUAUGUCAACGUACCGCGCAGCAGUCUGGUCGCAUUGCCCUCAGGGACAGACCCCGUCUCCUUUGCGGCGAGCGUCAACCCGGCCAUGUCCAGCUGGAUGGCCAUUACACAGCGUACAAGUCAUCUUGCUGCCGACUGGACGGCUCUGAUCGUGGGCGCCACCAGCGCCAGUGGGCGCCUGGCUGUGCACUCUGCCAAGGCCCUGGGCGCUGCCAAAGUCAUUGGCGUCGCGAGGGACGAGACGGCACUGAGGGCUGUCGAGGCGCUCGACGACUACAUUGUCCUCGGGGACAAGAUGACGGAUACCGACUUUUCCGCUGUCGAGCCAGAUGUCAUUCUUGAUUACGUCUAUGGCGACCUCGCCCACCACUUGCUCACAAGUCUGCGCACCAAGAAGGCGGUGCAGUACAUUCAAAUCGGCACCCUUUCUGGCAAGGCCGACAUGUCGCUGCCAGGGCCUCUGCUAAGGUCUACCAACCUCACCAUUAGAGGUGCCGGGCCUGGGAGCUGGAGCAUGUCGGCAUUGGCCAGCGAGUUGCAGAAGCUGGUACCCCUUGCAGCAAAGUGGCCUGCACCAGCUACAACACAGAUACCACUUGCCGAUAUCGAAAACUCGUGGGAUGACAAGUCGAUCAAGGGACGCCUUGUCUUUGUGCCGUAG